Hydra vulgaris (swiftwater hydra) is the source of this 2784-nucleotide messenger RNA. Its product is annotated as sucrase-isomaltase, intestinal. Gene Ontology annotation, biological process: carbohydrate metabolic process. Gene Ontology annotation, molecular function: alpha-1,4-glucosidase activity; carbohydrate binding. NCBI's taxonomy places the organism in Eukaryota, Metazoa, Cnidaria, Hydrozoa, Anthoathecata, Hydridae. The record is from RefSeq and is a predicted model, not a curated record.
UCCGAGCUUAUAUUUGAGCAUAAAUAAAAUAUUUUAGUAGAUGUUAAUUUGAUAGAUAUUUAAAGCAUUCAAGGUUUUAAGUAAAGGAUCGGCAUGAGAAAAUGAUGUAUUUAGGACUUGGCAUAUUUCUCUUGUUUAAAAUUUUCCAAGUAUCAACACAUAAAUCGAUUUGCGAUAUCAACAAAAACUUAAGAUUUGACUGUUUUCCUGAGAGUGGAGUUACAGAAGAAUCUUGUUAUAGUCGAGGAUGUUGUUGGGACAAUUCAAAUAAUGAAGGGCAACCUAUCUGUUAUUAUGGAUCAGCAAAUAUAGGUUACAAUGUUUGUGGUUACAAAGAAACUAUUACAGGAUUUACCUUGGAACUAUGUCUAACUGGACUAGGAGGACAUUACGGAAAAAAUGUUUUAAAACUUAAUGCUAAUUUUUAUUUGGAAACAGAUAACACGUUGCAUGUCAAGAUUUUUGAUCCUUAUAAUAAAAGAUAUGAAGUUCCUACCCCUUCUCCUAAUGUAAAAAAUAAAGCAACAUCUCUGAACUAUCAUGUAACCUAUACAAAUGAUUUGUUCAGCUUCAAAGUUGUUAGAAUAUCAAAUGGAGAAGUCAUAUUUGACUCAAAUGUUGGUGGCUUUAUAUUCUCUGAUCAAUUUAUUCAAAUAUCUUCUAUUCUACCAUCUGACAACAUUUAUGGUUUGGGUGAACAUGUUUUAGGUUUAAAAUUAAGCACAGACUGGAAUCUUCUUACCUUAUUUUCUAGAGACAUUCCAACUCCUGAGGGUGGAGUGAACUUGUAUGGAGUUCAUCCUUUUUAUGUUAACAUUGAGAAAACUGGCUUGGCUAAUGGAGUUUUUUUGAAAAACAGCAAUGCAAUGGAUAUAAUAUUGCAGCCUACACCAGCAAUAACAUAUAGAACAAUUGGUGGAAUUUUGGACUUUUACAUUUUUCUUGGACCAACAGUUAAUGAUGUUGUUUCCCAAUACACUAAGAUUGUUGGCCGUCCAAUAAUGCCGCCUUAUUGGUCAUUAGGAUUUCAUUUAUGCCGUUGGGGAUACAAUUCUUUAAAUGAAAUGAAUGCAGUCAGAAAUCGAAUGGCAGCUAAUCAAAUUCCUCAAGAUGUUCAAUGGAAUGAUAUUGAUUAUAUGGAUAACUUUCGUGAUUUUACAAUAGGUUACAGUUUUAAAGGUUUAAAUAGAUUUGUAGACAAUCUUCAUGACCAAGGGAUGCAUUAUGUUAUUAUGUUGGAUCCAGCAUUAAGUAUCAAUUACCAUGGUUACUUACCUUAUGAUGAAGGAAUAAAAGAAAAUAUAUUCAUAAAAAAUAGUAAAGGGGAAGUAUUAGUUGGUGCUGUUUGGCCUGGAUUGGCUGCUUUUCCUGAUUUUACACACCCCAAUAUUUCAAACUACUGGCUUAUGCAGAUCAAAAGUUUCCAUGAAAAACUUCAAUUUGAUGGAUUGUGGAUUGACAUGAAUGAACCAUCUAGCUUUGUUGACGGAUCAUCAAAAGGGUGUCCAAAAAAUGCCUAUGAUCAGCCACCCUAUACUCCUGCUAUAAUUGGUGGAACACUUUUUCAAAAAACUUUAUGCAUGAAUUCACAACAAUAUGGUGGAAGUCAUUACAACUUGCAUAGUUUAUAUGGCCAUUUAGAGUCAAAAGUAACCAUGAGUUCUUUACAAAAGAUACGUGGUAAACGCUCAUUUGUGAUUUCUCGUUCAACAUAUUCUGGGACUGGUGUUUAUGCAGGACACUGGCUAGGUGAUAAUCACAGCACAUGGGAAGAUCUUUACAAAUCAAUAGCAGGUAUAAUAAAUUUUAAUUUGUUUGGUAUUCCAUUGGUUGGAGCAGACAUAUGUGGAUUUUCAGGAGAUACUACAGAAGAGCUUUGCAGCAGAUGGAUGCAGCUGGGAGCAUUUUACCCUUUCUCUAGGAACCAUAAUGAUCACGAAUCUAGAUCUCAAGAUCCUGCAGCAUUUGGUGAAAUGUUAAUUAUUGCUUCACGAAACGCAUUAAAUACACGAUACCAGCUGUUACCAUAUCUUUACUCGUUAUUUUUUGAGGCUUAUGUAAAUGGUACACCUGUAGCGAGGGGAUUAUUUUCUGAAUUUCCAACAGAUAGUAACUGUCUAAACAAUGAUAAACAGUUUAUGUGGGGAAAAGGCCUUUUAAUUAGCCCUGUGAUUUUGGAGGGUGCAGUGAAUGUGAGAGCAUAUCUACCAGCUGGAUUUUGGUUUAACUUUUACACUGGUGAGUUGUUUGAUAGUCAAGGUGAGUAUGUGAAUCUUCCUGCUUCUUAUGAAUAUGUGAAUUUACAUAUCAGAGGAGGUGUGAUUAUACCUACUCAAGAUUCUGCUAUUACAACAACAAAAAGUCGUGAAAAUGAUUUUGGCAUGAUUGUGGCAUUAAAUAAUGAUGGGAAAGCAAAUGGUUUUCUUUAUCUUGAUGAUGGUGAGCAAAUUCUAGAAGAAAAUCUGGAAAAAAGCUCCAUUAUUGAGUUUCAUUCCCAUCAGGGAGAAUUUUAUUCAAUUCCUUUGUAUAACAAAUUUUUUCCUAAUCAUACUACAUUCUCUAAAAUCUCUAUUUAUGGGGUGAUUGUGGAACCUACUCAAGUUAAUGUCAAUGGGAAAGCUUUUUUAUUCAAGUAUGACAAGAAUCUAAAGGUACUUGGAAUUAGUGACAUGGGCUUAUCUAUUUUGGAAGAAAAUCAUAUAAAAUGGUCGGCUUAAAGUUAUUUACAAUAUAAUGUAUUUAUGCAUUAUUUUUUGUUGUUUUUUGUUACUUAGAAUUUAUUGC